Molecule: messenger RNA, 1072 nt
Organism: Dipodomys spectabilis (banner-tailed kangaroo rat)
Lineage: Eukaryota; Metazoa; Chordata; Mammalia; Rodentia; Heteromyidae
Gene: Dhrs9
Product: dehydrogenase/reductase 9
Exons: 6
Coding region: 32-991 (319 amino acids)
Source: RefSeq, a predicted model, not a curated record
AUUGUACCUGUCACAAACAGGAACAAAAAGAAUGUUCUUUUUGGUGUUGAUCUUCCUCAUCCUCUGUGCUUUCCUGUGGAAUUACAAAGAACAACUGCAGAUUGCAGACAUCACUGAGAAGUAUAUUUUCAUCACCGGAUGUGACACUGGAUUUGGAAACUUAGCAGCUAAAACUUUUGAUAAAAAGGGGUUUCGUGUAAUUGCUGCCUGUCUAACUGAAUCGGGAUCAACCGCUUUGAAAGCAGAAACUUCCGAGAGACUCCACACUGUGCUUCUGGAUGUAACCGACCCAGAGAAAGUCAAGAGCACCGCCCAGUGGGUGAAAAAUCAUGUUGGGGAAAAAGGUCUCUGGGGUCUGAUCAAUAAUGCCGGCAUUCUUGGUGUGCUGGCUCCCACCGACUGGCUGACCGUGGAGGACUACAGAGAACCCAUUGAAGUGAACCUGUUUGGACUCAUCAGUGUGACAUUAAAUAUGCUUCCUUUGGUCAAAAAAGCUCAAGGGAGGAUUGUCAAUGUCUCCAGCAUUGCAGGUCGUCUCGCAUUUGGUGGAGGGGGCUACACUCUAUCCAAAUACGCAGUGGAGGGCUUCAAUGACAGCUUAAGACGGGACAUGAAAGCUUUUGGUGUGCACGUCUCAUGCAUUGAACCAGGAUUGUUCAAAACACAUUUGUCAGAUCCAAUAAAGACAACUGAAAAGAAGUUUGCCAUUUGGAAACAUCUGUCUCCAGACAUCAGACAGCAGUAUGGAGAAGGAUACAUUGAAAAAUGUCUAGAAGGACUGAAGAGAGCUACAGCCUCUGUAAACGUGGACUUGUCCUUGGUGGUGGAGUGUAUGGACCAUGCUCUCACAAGUCUCUUCCCGAAGACUCGCUACACUGCUGGAAAAGAUGCCAAGACUUUUUGGAUCCCUCUGUCUCAUAUGCCAGCAAUGUUUCAAGACUUUUUAUUGUUGAAACAGAAAGUAGAGCUGGCUAAUCCCAAGGCAGUGUGACUCAGCUGGCCACAAAUACCCGCCCCAGGCCACGAGAGGCCACCUCCAAGGACACAACUUUCCAGCCCUUCGCAAUUCAUC